This is a messenger RNA of Ornithorhynchus anatinus (platypus), 3939 nucleotides long. It is a transcript of the gene THBS4, whose product is annotated as thrombospondin 4. Gene Ontology annotation, molecular function: calcium ion binding. Gene Ontology annotation, biological process: cell adhesion. Lineage: Eukaryota; Metazoa; Chordata; Mammalia; Monotremata; Ornithorhynchidae. Gene Ontology annotation, cellular component: extracellular region. The record is from RefSeq and is a predicted model, not a curated record.
GCUGCGCUCUGGGGGCACCCAGAAAGUCUGCCAUUUCGCCCUGCCGAUAAGUCGUAGCCGCCGGCAGUGAUUGCGCUGAGAGGAUAAGAUAUCACUGGGAUUUUUAAUUCCCUGAGGCACCCGGUACUCUGGGCCUCCUUCUCCGGGGGACAGCCUGACCCGGCAUCCAGGGUGAGCAACAACUGGCAAGAUGAACAACCGCCGGAGGCUAGCCGUCCGGUCCCUCCGGGAGCUGACGGGGGCUGGCUCACGCAGAGAGGAAGGUGCUGCUCCCAUGGGGCCUGGCGUGAAGUGAUGGAGGCUGGCUGAGCCGCGGUGACAGCUCAUCGGCAAACUCCGGGAAUUCCCACGGCCCGAGGACGGCGCUCCAAGACCCGUCCGAGGCCACCUGGAGGAUUGGGCCGGGGCCCAGUGUGGCCUGGUCCCGGGCUCUGACCAAGGUCCAAGAAUGAAGUGAGACUGGAGCCACAAGAAGGAGCAACGCUCGGGGCUGAGCGCUUGGGAGAGGACGGCUGAGCAACGGAGCCACAGGAACGCAAGGAGAGUAGUCCACGAGGAAUAGUCCACGAGGAAUAGUCCACGAGGAACGCAAAGCUCAACGUGUCAACAGGACGGCCGGGAGGACGCCCCGACGGGACCCGACCCGACCCGACGGGCACCGCAUCGCAUCGCACCGCACGGGACCGGACCGGGAACCGGGGACCGGGGAGGAAGAGCCGCCGGAGGGGCUGAGAGCCGGUCCUGCCCCGCACACUCCGCCCAGGUGCCGGGCCGGGCCGGGCCGGGCCUCCCCCCGCACCAUGCACCUCCUCCUCCUCCUCCUCCUGCUGCCGCAGCUGCUGCAAGUCGCCCUGCGGGCCCGGCCGGGCUUAGGGGUCCAAGCCGCUCCCCAAGUGUUGGACCUCCUCUCCGCGUCCAACCAGCGGCUGGCGGCCGGUUCCCUGCAGCCGGCCCUGAGCGACCCCGCCCUCAACGAAGUGUACGUCCUCGCCACCUUCAAGCUACAGACCAAAGCGUCGGCCACCCUCUUUGGGCUUUACUCUUCCUCCGACAACAGCAAAUACUUGGAAUUCACCAUCAUGGGGCGGUUGAACAAAGCCAUCCUCCGCUACCUGAAGGCCGACGGGAAGAUCCACGCGGUGGCCUUCCACAACGUCCAGCUGGCGGACGGGAAACGGCGCCGAGUCCUCCUGCGGCUGAGCGGCCUGCAGCGCGGCCCCGGCGCCGCCGAGCUCUACGUGGACUGCGCCCGGCUGGACGCCGCCCAGGACCUCCCCAGGGCCUUCUCCGCCCUCGCCCACAGCCCCGCUCCCGUCGAGCUGCGCACCUUCCAGAGAAAGGCCCAGGACGCGCUGGAGGAGUUGAAGGUGGCGAUCCGCGGCUCUCUCCACCAAGUGGCCGGCCUCCAGGACUGCUUCCUGCAGCAGAGCGAGCCGGGGGUGGCCGCGCCAGGUGACGCGAAUUGGCAGCUCCUGGGUCAGGUGACCCAGCUCAACCAGCUCCUGGGCGAAGUGAAAGACCUCCUGAGGCAGCAGGUCAAGGAGACCUCCUUCUUGCGGAACACGAUCGCCGAGUGCCAGGCGUGUGGUCUGGGCUCGCUGACCGCUCCUCCGCUCGCCCCGAGGCCCCAGGUGUUCCCGGUGCCUCAGGCGCGCCGCUGCGACUCCGGCCCCUGCUUCCGAGGGGUCCGCUGCACCGACACCCGCGACGGCUUUCAGUGCGGCCCCUGCCCCGAGGGCUACACCGGAAACGGCGUCGUCUGCGACGACGUGGACGAGUGCGCCUUCGGCCCCUGCUUCCCGGGCGUGCGCUGCGUCAACCUGGCGCCCGGCUUCCGCUGCGACCCCUGCCCGGCCGGCUUCACGGGACCCUCCCUCCAGGGGCUCGGCGCCGCCUCCGCCAGGACCAACAAGCAGGUCUGCGCCGACGUCGACGAGUGCAGGAUCGGAAACGGAGGCUGCGUGCCCGACUCCCUGUGCACCAACACGCUGGGCUCUUACCGCUGCGGCCCCUGCAAAAGGGGCUUCGCCGGGGACCAGGCGCGGGGCUGCCGGGCGCAGAGGAGCUGCAGCCCGCCCGAGCUGAACCCGUGCCACAGGAGCGCCCGGUGCAGCGAGGACAGGCAGGGAGAAGUCACCUGCGUGUGCGGCGUCGGCUGGGCCGGAGACGGCUUCGUGUGCGGCAGGGACGUCGACAUCGACAGCUACCCCGACGAGGAACUGCCGUGCGCCGAGAGAAACUGCAAGAAGGAUAACUGCAAGUACGUCCCCAACUCCGGCCAAGAGGACGCGGACCUCGACGGCGUAGGGGACGCCUGCGACGAGGACGCCGACGGGGACGGCGUCCUCAACGAGCAGGACAACUGUGUGCUGACCCGCAACCCGGACCAGAGGAACGGCGACAGGGACGCCUUCGGCGACGCUUGUGACAACUGCCGCUCAGUCCUCAACAACGACCAGCGGGACACCGACGGGGACGGCAAGGGAGACGCCUGUGACGACGACAUGGACGGAGACGGCAUCAAGAACAUUCUGGACAACUGUGCGAGGGUCCCCAACCGUGACCAGAGGGACCGGGACGGCGACGGCGUCGGCGACGCCUGCGACAGCUGCCCGGACGUCAGCGACCCAAACCAGUCGGACGUGGACAACGACCUCGUGGGAGACUCCUGCGACACCAACCAGGACAGCGACGGAGACGGCCACCAGGACAGCACGGACAACUGCCCCACCGUCAUCAACAGCGCCCAGCUGGACACGGACAAGGACGGGCUGGGCGACGAGUGCGACGACGACGACGACGACGACGGGAUCCCCGACUGUCCCCCCGGCCCCGACAACUGCCGCCUGGUGCCGAACCCCGGCCAGGAGGACGAGAACGACGACGGCAUAGGCGACGUCUGCGAAGCCGACUUCGACCAGGACCAGGUCGUCGACCGGAUCGACGUCUGCCCGAGAACGCCGAGAUCACGCUGACCGACUUCCCGGGCGUACCAGACCGUCGUCCUGGACCCCGAGGGGGACGCCCAGAUCGACCCCAACUGGGUGGUCUUGAACCAAGGCAUGGAGAUCGUCCAGACGAUGAACAGCGACCCGGGGCUGGCCGUGGGCUACACGGCUUUCAACGGGGUGGACUUCGAGGGCACGUUCCACGUGAACACGCAGACGGACGACGACUACGCCGGCUUCAUCUUCGGCUACCAGGACAGCUCCAGCUUCUACGUGGUCAUGUGGAAGCAGACCGAGCAGACCUACUGGCAGGCCACCCCCUUCCGCGCCGUGGCCGAGCCCGGCAUCCAGCUCAAGCUAGGCAAACAUACCCACCCCGAGGACAGUACACACUUCUACACGUUUCACGGCCGCCCUCCGUCUCUCCUACGUUUCCGUUUACUCACGCUUAAGGACGCCGGAUUACUGUCUCGAGACCACACGCGCGUCUCCGCGCGCGUGAAGUCCAAGACGGGCCCCGGGGAGCACCUACGCAACUCGCUGUGGCACACGGGCGACACCGGAGACCAGGUGCGGCUGCUGUGGAAGGACCGCCGCAACGUGGGCUGGAAGGACAAGGUCUCCUACCGCUGGUUCCUGCAGCACCGGCCGCAGGUCGGCUACAUCCGGUACGGGUGGCGCUUUUACGAAGGCUCGGACCUGGUGGCCGACUCGGGGGUGACCAUCGACACCACCAUGCGCGGAGGCCGGCUCGGGGUCUUCUGCUUCUCCCAGGAAAACAUCAUCUGGUCCAACCUCAAGUACCGCUGCAACGACACCAUCCCGGAAGACUUCCAGGAAUUCCAGACCCAGCAGUUUGACCGUCUGGACAACUAGGAGGGCGAGGACCCGUUCUCUCCCCGGUCGGUCGGUCUCUGGGCCCGGCCGCCUGGGGCGACUCCGUCACGCGCCCCGAGGCUUCACGGGAAAUAAAAGAGGCGACGUGACGGGA